AUGGAGCCCUUCGUCAUCGCGACCAACAGGCAGCUCAGUGUGACCCACCCGGUGCACAAGCUCCUGCACCCGCACUACCGCGACACCAUGAACAUCAACUCGCGAGCUCGGGGUAUGCUCAUCAACGCCGACGGCGUCAUCGAGAUGACCGUGUUCCCGGGCAAGCAUGCUAUGCCCAUGUCUUCCAUGGUCUACAAGAACUGGAACUUCACCGAGCAAGCUCUACCAGACGAUCUAAUCAAGAGGGGCAUGGCCGUGGAGGACCCAUCGAGCCCGCACAAGGUGCGGCUGCUGAUCGAGGACUACCCAUACGCCGCGGACGGGCUCGCCGUCUGGCACGCGAUCGAGCAGUGGGUGGCAGACUACCUGACCAUCUACUACCCCAACGAUAGCGUGCUGCAGGGCGACGUGGAGCUACAGGCGUGGUGGAAGGAGGUGCGGGAAGUCGGGCACGGCGACCUCAAGGAUGCGGCAUGGUGGCCCAAGAUGCAGACAGUGGCGGAGCUGAUCAAGGCAUGCGCCACCAUCAUCUGGAUUGGGUCGGCGCUCCACGCGGCCGUCAAUUUCGGGCAGUACGCCUACUCGGGCUACCACCCCAACAAGCCGUCCAUGAGCCGCCGACCGAUGCCGGUGCCGGGCAGCGAGGAGUACGCGGAGCUGGCGCGUGACCCGGAGCGGGCGUUCAUCCACACCAUCACCAGCCUGCUCCAGGCCCUGGUGGGCAUCUCGCUCAUGGAGAUGCUCUCCAAGCACUCCUCUGACGAGGUGUACCUGGGCCAGCACGACACGCCGGCGUGGACGUCGGACGCCAAGGCACUGGAGGCGUUCAAGCGGUUCGGGGCCAGACUGGAGGGCAUCGAGAAGCAGGUGGAGGCCAGGAACCAAGAUUCGCGGCUAAAGAACCGCAUCGGGCCGGCCAAAUUCCCGUACAUGCUGCUCUUCCCCAACACCUCCGACCACACGGGCGAGGCCGAGGGGCUCUCGGCCAAGGGCAUCCCCAACAGCAUCUCCAUCUGA
This is a messenger RNA of Triticum turgidum subsp. durum (durum wheat), 1017 nucleotides long. The record is from the annotation of a GenBank genome assembly. NCBI's taxonomy places the organism in Eukaryota, Viridiplantae, Streptophyta, Magnoliopsida, Poales, Poaceae.